GGUAGGUUGUCUUACCCUGCGACUCUGGAAUUAAUUUACCGAAGUGGUUGUGGCACAGACUCGGGAAUCUUAAGUAUCAGUGAUCUUGUGGUCCUGUUGGUGUCUGGUUCUCAGUAUCCUUCUUACCGAUAGUUAUUCGGUACUUAUCACCGCGGAAAAAGAUGGCAGGCAGUGGCCUCUCGGUUUCUGAUGUCGCCGCGAAAGAUGCUUCGACCUACAAAUCCUCUACCGUCUUUGAUCUUCUGUCUCUCAAGGGCAAGGUUACCGUAGUAACAGGCGCUGGGCGUGGAAUCGGGCUUGUACUCGCGAGAACGGCGGCCGAACUGGGCAGCAACGUCGCACUGCUCGAUAUACUCCCAAGACCAGCUGACGAUCUGUCAGAAUUGGAAAUAAGUUUCGAUGUACGGGCGAGAUAUUACCGAGCCGACGUAAUCGAUAUCACUCAGCUUGCCAAGGUCUUCGAGCAAGUGAAGAAUGAUUUUGGUCACAUUGACAACUGUAUCACCGCUGCUGGACUGGUCUUGGACAAACCCUUUCUGGACCAUGAGUGGGAGGAGAGUGCGAAGAUCAUGAACGUCAAUGUCUUGGGCAGCUUCUUCUCUGCACAACUCGCCGCCCAGAGCAAACAGUAUGGGACCAGGCAAUGUUGGGGAUUUCACACAGGAGGACAUGAUAAGUCUGCGCAUCAACCACGUUUCACUUGGCGCUCGGAUUAGCGACAAUCUUUUUCAUCUAAUGUGCUCGCCAACGCGGAACGGGCGAACACUCUUUGAUAGAAGACCAGGUGUCUUGCCCUAAGGAUGAUGAAGUACUUGUCCAUAAAGCGUGGCCCCCGUAGCCCCUCUCGACCAGCACUGAAUACUGGUAAGCCACCAGGUUGUGAUCGAAGUCAUGUUUAG
Molecule: messenger RNA, 899 nt
Organism: Exophiala viscosa
Lineage: Eukaryota; Fungi; Ascomycota; Eurotiomycetes; Chaetothyriales; Herpotrichiellaceae
Exons: 6
Coding region: 162-716 (184 amino acids)
Cellular component (GO): intracellular anatomical structure
Molecular function (GO): oxidoreductase activity, acting on NAD(P)H, oxygen as acceptor
Source: RefSeq, a predicted model, not a curated record